UGUAGUUGUUUUACACAAGAAUAAAAAAUUGCAAAAGUGCCUGAUCAGCAACAAAGUAAAGAUAUUUAAAAAGAUUAGACGAAUUAGAAUAUGUUAUGAAUAUGAAUUGAAUAUGAAAAUUAUUUGCACCUCUAUAAUUUCACUGCAUGAUAAUCAUCACAGCCUUCUUCCUAAACCAUGGAUGAAAAAUCAUGUUUGUACUAGUGCAUUGCUAAUAAUCUUCAAGGGCCACGAAUUUAGGCUAGGCCCAAUACUUCUGUACCUCCAGAAUAUGAACCAGGUAACAAGGCACAGGGAUCGAGCUUCCUAAUUUUGUUAAGGAGGGACGUUUCUUAGAAGAGGCCAGAAUAUUUUUAGCAGGUGCAACUUCAGAAGGUGGCUCAUUUCCAUGAAAUUCUUAAAAUAUAUUCAGUUUUGAAGACAUAAUAUAAACAAAAAGCCAACAGUCAACCAAUUUUGCUUAAAAUUUAGAAUGCAAAAACAUAUGUGCCAUAAUUACAUCAAAGAAAGGAUGUGAAAUUCUACAGAAGGCUAUUAUGAUUCCUCUCAGUGUUAUUUCACAGUUUGUAUUCACAACACCCAACUGGUAGAAAUUUCUGUUCAAUAUUAUUUGAAUCAUGAAAACAAGAUAAGAUAUUCAGUGAACAACAACAGACUAUAUGGUAGCCUUAUGUGUAGAUUUAUUUAGAAAGUAGAAAAUGUAAGUGACAAAGCUGUUAAAAUCUCUGUAAGAUUGGGAUGAAAUUUUGUCCAAAAUUUAAUUCAAAUGCCAGAUGUGAGUUUCAAUUUGAAAUGAUCUCAAAUGAUGCAAAAUCACAUAAAAUAGUGAGAAAUAAGGCACAAGCUUACAGGUUUAAAACAAAACACUGUCAUUUAUAUCUGAUGUGGUGUGGGUUUAAAACUAUAGAUUGGGGUAUGAGUUAAUUUUGCAAUAAGUUGUUUUGGAAUCUAACAAGUAAGUGUCUUACUAUCAAAAGAACAUAGCUUAACUAAGAAUUUCUAAAGGAUUCUUGAAAGAUUGAUUGUUGUGUUGUGCCCUGUAUAAAAUUAUGCAUAACAUUAGUAUUUUCACUUUCAAGCACCCAGUAACCUUGAAGGGGAUACCCGCAAUUCUAUUUUGUACAAUUUUGUCCUUAGAAUAGUACAGUGUAUGGAAUGUUAAAACGUGUUUUGAAAAUACUUUGCAUGAAUCAGGUCUUGCUCGUAGCAAAAUGAAGAUGCCUGUCUCUAAAUUUAAAAUUAUCUAGAGACAGUAGAAGACGGACUGUUUAUCAAACUAUUUACCUUAUUUAGUAUUGUGUUUCACUUGUUAUUUUAGAAACCAUGUUCUUUACUAAAUAAAAAGAAAAGUAUAGAAAUACAUUUGGUUACUGUUGUUUUGGGUACUCAGAGGACAUUGCCUGCAAUUUGUUUAGAGAUGAUCUUUUGGGGGUAGUGCAAAAUGUUGCAAAAACAGUAGCAGAAGUAGAGAACAGCUUGUUUUGGCAUUAAUAAUGGGGGUUGAGCUCCCAUAGCACCACACCCCCUUUUCCCUAUGAUUUUAAUUUGUAUACAGUAUCUAUCCCCUGAGAUCAUCUGGGGAUAAAGAGCUAUGGAGAUCAAAGACAGUCAAUGUCAGUCAAGGAGAAGAUACUGAGGGAGAGAUCAUGUGAACCGGUCUCCAUGACUAUUUUAAAAGUAAUGUGUCCAGCUAAAGCAAGCAACUCUGCGGGGGUUUUCAGAAACAUGUAAUUUUACAUGUCAUCACCCCAGCAAUUACAAUCGUUCUGUUUAUCUAGUAUCUGCUGCAAGGUUAGCUUUUCAUGUGAGCAGUUUUGCAGCGCAAGAAUACUGGCCAAUCACAAGCCGUUAUUUUUACUUUACUUGACAAGUUUGGUAUAUGCAGUCCUUUUAUAUGGACACAUUACCUAUAAGAUGGGCUCUAGGGACUCACACUAGGUUGAGUACCUUUUGGUAGUAAAAUGAAGUACUUGUUCAGAUAUCUUUGCACUUCCUUUAAAAGAAUAAAUUUGCUUUUUUACAGCCAAAUCUUAAACUUCUUUAGAUUUAUGCUAGAUCCACAAUUUCUACUUUGUUAUUGUUACAUCAAAUUAUUGUCUAGAAGCACUGUCUUUUGCUUCAUGCUAUCCAAUCCCAGAAACUUGGUUUAGAGAAAUAGCAAUCAUUGGGAAGCCUAGACAGCAUUGAGUAACUACUUAGAAAGAUAUGUUAUUGAAAACUUGGAUGUCUAGGAGAAAAGUAGUACAUUUUGCCUCGUCACUGUUUCCUGUCAUGGCAUUUUAUUUUCUGCAAAAUCACCAAUCAUCUUUCAUAUUUUCAUUAUACAGUUAUCUUCAGCUUCUACGCAGCUUUCUGCACUGUCUAUGGUCCCUACCAUUCUAUUUUCAAGUCCUUUUUGUUGUAUUGUUUGUAUAACUAAAGGCAUUUCUAUUUAAUUUUUAAGCUCUCAGGGGAUUUUCUGUGCUGUCAUAUCACCUUUCCUUCUUCUAAUGCUAGUUAUUUCAUUUUUUUCAUUUAAUGUUUCCACUGUUCAAUUGGGUCUUCUGUUGAAAUCCAAAGGCAGCAGAGUUUCAUUUAUGAUACCUAGACCAUGCCCUGUUUUUGUUUGUUUUUGAGGAAAGUUUUGUUUGCAUCAGUUUAUUCACCAAAAUAAAGUCACUUUCCUGGACUAUGUUUAAAAGUAAGCAAAUUUCUCUGAAACCUUUAUCUAGAAUCAAAUCAACUUUUUGCAAACUGUUCAUUUUUUUUAACCAUUCGAAAUUGCACAGGAAAUGAAUCAUUUGUGCCGAAUCAAAGCAUGGAAUUCAAAGUUUCUUUAAUGACCUUGCGAAUAAUUCUGUAAGAAAAAUGGUGUCUUUAGCUGCGCCCUUUCCACCUUUCAAGCUAUUACCCUUAUCAUGAAUUUCAAAUUUCUUCAAUUGAUAUCCAUCAAAGGUUUUGUCCUAAAUCAUGACUAAAAAAUAAUGUUUGUUAGGCACCAACCUUAUCUAGAUUCAGAUUUAUAUGAUGGAUACUCUUCUAACAUAUUGGACUUUAUAUUAUAAUGAGACUAGUCAAGGUUUGAAAGCUCUUUGAGGGAACUGAGUGUGAUCAGUAAGUAACCUACGAUGCCUUUGGGGUAGUGUAAUGCACUCAUAAUUCAAGAUUGUGUAUGAGAUUUAAUGUUUGAUUGAAAUCUCAGGCUUUAAUGCAUAAAGCUUGCAGUUGCGGUAGUUCUAUGAUUGGAUUGUUUGAUUAAUGGUUUGAAUGAUAUCAUCGCCAUAAUAAAGUUAUUUGUUAAAACGGUUUAAACUAUGAUGGUUAAGCGAAUUAUAUUGGCCCAUUGGACCUCCAUUUGAAAUUUGGCUUUCAUAUUGCUGCAGAAAAUACUUUUGGACUUUCCAUAUGUUUGUUCAAAACUUUCGGCUUAUAAUGUUUAGUUUUCGUAUCUAGCAGCCGUAAUUCAUUGAUGAGCUUUUCCUGUAACUAAGAUAUUACAGUAUUGCUAAAUCCAUGGGAACAGGAAAACAAAUUCACGGGUUGCCGUAUUGAUCAUUGAAAAUAUGAGCGGUCAUUGAGUAUAUUUCUAAAUUACUCAUUGAUCAGGUCGUUUGAAGUAUCUAGCACCAGCCAACAUUUUUUUGCAAUUUUAUAUGCAUGCAAAACUGAGUUUAAUGAUAAGAAAUUACCUGCGCGUUAGAAUGCGACAAAAUUUUGUUGUUUUGUGCGAUGCAUGCGCGUUUUAUAAUUUUUUCACGGGCUUUUAAUUUUUUCCGUAUUUUCUUUUGCCCAUAUGUCUGUAUCCCCUCAUCAAUGCAAAUAUUUGCAAAUUAACACCGGCAAAGUAAACACGAAAUAUUUUCGCUUUGAUUUUCAGUUUCUAUGAUAUCUUAUAUAAAAAUAUCGUUAUUUUGCUGCUAACCUUUCUUAUUUAGUAGUCAAUCCAAUAUUUGUGUCCAUCCGAAAAGCAGUCACAUACAAAGAUUUCUCUAAAAGUUAACUAAAUACUGCUAUGUCUUAUUUUUAUAAAUCAUAGCUUAAAAUCAUAUUGCUAUGCAACGACCAAAUGUUUCAAUCACCUAUAUCAAAAGAUUAUCGCUAUAUCAAUCCAAAUUGACAGCUUUCCUGCAAUUCUACCAUGCAACUUUUCAGUUGCUUUCUAACUUUACUAUAUUGCAGCCUGCAUGUUUUGCUAUGGGGCUUCUAAAGCCGUUGCCAUUAAGAUAAACUGUUUGCUAAAUUCAAUUCUACACUAAUUAUGCUAAUCAAAACAUGUAUCCACAAAACAUUUUGGAUUUUUUUCAUCUCCUUUUUCGAUAUCUUCUCUACCCAAUGAUGUUUUAAUCACAGAAAUAUUAAAGAAAGCCAUACAUAUUUCGUUUACUGGAUUAUUGGACUAAAAAGAAUUGGUUUUGGAAGUUCUCUGUUCGCUAAUUCGGGGACAAUUUCGGCAUGAUUUGCAAACGACAUUUCACCAAUGAAUAAUUAAUGAGAAGCAAACUCUGGACAGAAUAAAGCUCUUGCGGUUUGCUUGAUUUUAUUGUCUUUCUGUAUGUGGCUAGUUCAUGAAGACAACUCCAUGUUUUAAGCACAGUGAGUGUUAAGUACCGAGCGGAAAGUUUCAUGUCGUUAUUUGGACGCCAGUGUGAGCUGUUUGUUUUGCCGUAAAAUCACGAAACGAAGAAGAUUUUUUGCUGCAGAGUUCGCCUCUUGAACUCUUGCGAAGUUUCAAGGGUUGUUACGACAAAUGUCGUUGUGAAUCUACAGAGGUUCCGUAGUAACCCUACCUUAUCAACUGUAAACAAAUGUUAUUCAAAUGAAUAGUUGCUCUGUAUUCAUGGUUCGGCAGUUUUUGGCCUAGAGCUGUAUUUUAUCAGGGAAGAUGCCUUCUGUGAAGGACUUUUUCUUAUGUAAAAGAGAGAUAGAUAGAGGCGAGCACCGAACAGUUUAUGCCAAUGGCAGACAUCCAACUUCAGAACCAGGUGUUCAUGUUCAUGAUUUGCACCAACAUUUCGCAGAUAACGUUGUUAUCACGUCCAAGUAUAAAGUAUGGAAUUUCAUUCCAAAAAACCUGUUUGAGCAGUUUCGAAGAGUAGCAAAUUUUUAUUUCCUGUGUAUAGUUAUUGUUCAGUUUGCCAUACUCGACCGGACCCCAGUGAGUCCAACAACAAGUCUAUUACCACUAGUUUUUGUAAUAACGGUAACAGCUAUAAAACAGGGUUAUGAAGAUUGGAAAAGACACCAAGCAGACAAGGAAGUGAAUAAUCGAGACACCGAAGUCAUAAGACAUGGUACAAUCGAGAAAGUCUUCUCGAAAGACAUCAAGGUUGGUGAUGUAGUAAAAGUCUUUUGUGACGAAGAAUUUCCGUGCGACCUUGUCGUCUUGUCUUCGCCCCACGAAGAAGGACAGUGUCACAUCACAACUGCCAAUCUAGAUGGUGAAACUAAUUUAAAGGUUCGGAAAGCACUGGCUGAGACUGCUUCUUUGAAGGAGGCUGAUCAGCUUGCAGGUUUAACAGCAGUCGUAGAAUGUGACCACCCUGAAUAUGAUAUGUACAAAUUCAAUGGAAGGAUGAAGUUUUAUAAUCAUGGCAGCGAAGAGAAAAUUUGUGCAUUGGGACCAUCAAAUAUACUACUUAGGGGCGCAAGGCUAAAAAAUGUACCGUAUGUUUUUGGUUUGGCUGUGUAUACAGGGAAAGAAACAAAGAUGGCAUUAAACCAACAAGAAAAGGCCACAAAAUUUUCUUCUGUUGAAAGGACAAUGAACACAUAUUUGUUGGUAUUCCUUGGAAUUUUGUUGGUCGAGGCAACCAUUUGCACAGCGCUAAAAUAUGGUUGGCAAGAAAAACCAGAGGGGGCCAAAGCCUGGUAUAUUUGGGGUAAUUCGAUGAAGAUUCCAAAAGAUAACGAGAAGAAUGCGUUGAACAUUUUUGUCGACUUCCUUGCUUUCCUUAUACUAUUCAACUACGUCAUACCAAUUUCUCUGUACGUCACAGUUGAGCUGCAGAAGUUUUGUGGUUCUCUGUUUUUCAGCUGGGACAUGGAAAUGUAUCAUGAGCCUACUGAUGAGCCAGCCAAGGCCAACACCUCGGACUUAAACGAAGAGCUUGGACAGGUACAAUACUUGUUCAGUGACAAAACUGGUACUUUGACCGAAAAUGACAUGCAGUUCAGGCAAUGCUCUGUGAAUGGGAUACAGUAUUUGGAGGAAAGCGAAGGAUUUCUGGAUAUGCAAGAUAAUACCAUUCAAGAAAAGACGAGUCUUCCUGAUGACGUCAAAAAUUUUUUGAUAACAUUGGCCUUGUGUCAUACGGUCGAGGCUGAAAAACUGCCAGAGGAGAAGCAGACAGAUGAAGAAAAGUAUGCGUACCAGGCCUCAUCGCCAGACGAAAAAGCCCUUGUUGAAGUUGCUGCAAGAUUUGGCAUCGUGUUCAAAGGUAGGACUGGCGAAAACAUGGAGUUGGAAAUGGAUGGAGAAGUUAAAUCAUAUAAGUUCCUUCACGUUUUAGAGUUUGAUUCUGCGAGAAAAAGAAUGAGCAACAUUCUUGAAACACCUGAAGGUGACGUGUUGAUGUUGUGCAAGGGAGCUGAGUCACAUGUUUUGGACAGAGUCAUAUCUGGUCACGUGGAUAAAACACGUGAUCACAUCGAUCAGUAUGCCGAGCUUGGUCUACGGACACUGACAAUUGCUCGUCGAAGGUUCACUGCGGAAGAAUUCAAAGAGUAUGAUUCAAAGCUUAUCGCAGCUCAACAGGCCAUAACAGAUAGAGAAGAACAGCUUGCAAGAGUAUUCGAUCAAGUCGAACGAGAUCUUGAAUUGCUUGGUGCAACUGCUGUCGAGGACAGGUUGCAAGACGGUGUUAAAGACACUAUUGAGUCCCUGAGGCAUGCUGGGAUAAAGGUUUGGGUAUUGACCGGAGACAAGCAAGAAACCGCUGUAAACAUUAGUCAUUCAUGCGGCCAUUUUCAGCAUGGCAUGCAAAUUAUGUAUUUGGUUCAAAAGAAAACUGCCGUUGAGGUUAAAUCGACUCUAGAGGACAUAGAGAGGAGGCUGGAAGACAACAAAUCUGCUGAAACUGAAUUUGCUGUUGUUGUUGAUGGAUCCAGUCUUUUACUGGUGAUGGAGUUUUGCUCUGACCAAUUUGUACGAGUUGGCCAGAGGUGUGUUGCUGUGCUCUGUUGUCGAAUGUCUCCAUUGCAGAAAGCUCAGGUCGUUAGGCUUGUCAAGCAUUCUUCAAUAAAGCCAAUAACAAUGGCGAUAGGAGACGGUGCCAACGACUGCAGUAUGAUACAAGAGGCCCAUGUUGGCUGCGGAAUUAUGGGUAAAGAAGGCAGACAGGCAGUGCGAACGAGCGACUAUGCAUUCCAUCGAUUCAAAUAUCUGAAAAGAGUCGUUCUUGUACAUGGUUACAACUAUUAUUCUCGGCUCACAGUUGUCGUUCUGUACUUCUUUUACAAGAAUGUGGCUUUCAUCACACCUCAGUUUUAUUUCCAAUUUUUCUGUGGAUUUUCGGCUAUGCCAAUUUAUGCUGGAGUGUUUCUCACAUGUUUUAAUAUCUUCUUCACCUCGUUGCCAAUCUUGUUAUAUGGCGUGUUUGAACAAACUUUGAGACCACAGACGUUACUCGAUAAUCCUUGUCUCUAUAGAGAGUUGGCGAAGAACAGCAAAAUGUCUUGGAAACAGUUCUUCUAUUGGAGCUUAUCGGGCAUAUGGCAUUCUCUUGUUGUCUUUUUUGCUUCAAAAUGGAUGUUUGAUGAGGGAUCGUUUCAUAAUGGUCUUUUGGGAUAUGGCGUGUAUUCAUUUGGCGUGUUUGUCUUCACAAUAGUUGUUUUCAUCACAAACCUCAAGCUAUCCCUGAUGACGCAUUAUUGGACGUGGAUGACACAUUUCGUCACAUGGGGAUCGGAUUUAUUCUAUUUCCUUUUCCUGCUUGUCUUGUGUGAAUUUGAGUGGCCAUGGAAGGGUCUCCGGUCUGCUUUUGACAUGCAGCUCGAUAUGGAUUUGUACCAAAUCAUUUACAUGCUGAUGAAAUCUGCACCAUUCUGGUUUGGCAUGAUCAUUUUUGUCAUCUUGGCCGUCUUACCAGAUAUUCUUGGAUCGAUCACGAGUCGCCAUCUUAUUCCCACGGACAUACAAAAAGCUCAGGACGAAGAAAAAGACAGUCACCACCACUCUGGGCGCAACCAAGUCUCAAAUUUGGGGAGCAAAUUGAAUUUGACGAAAAUAGACAAUAGCUCACAGAAUAAUGCUUAUAGCAACAACUUUGAAGAUGACAAUAUUAAACUUAUAAAAUAUGAGAGCAAAUCUACUAAAAACCUAGAAUCUAAUGCUUGAAAUAGUUGUAAAUAAUGCACGUUGACGUUUUGUUAGAACCUCGACGAAUAAGAGGACAGAGGCUUUACACGUAUGAGACUCACAGGGAAAUUAUGUCAUUGUAAGGGGCGGGAGACUCACAGGGAAAUUAUGUCAUUGUAUGGGGCGGGGUUGAGCGGGGUUGGGCGGGGAGGGGGCUAUAUCAAGUACAAGAACGCUGGUUUGCGGACUAGUAGCUAUUUUGCUAGCAAGAGUUUUUCAAUUUAGGUAAAGGAAGUCAUUUAAGACAUUAAAGGGAUGCCAUCUACAUAACCGUUAUGAUAUACAUAUAUAUAAUGUUAUUAUAGGUUAAGUCAUAUAAUGUCGCUCUAGCCUGAACGUAUCGCUUACGAUUGUUCUCUUUUUGUUUGUGUGCUGCGUGCUUGCCAGUUUGGCGUCUCUUCCAACUUGUUAGCUUUUGUACGCUGCUCAAGAUCUUGUCUGCUAAUUGUGACGUUGAAGAUAAACCUCUUCUUAAUUUGGUAAUUCACAUGUGUCUGAAUUCGUCUGGUAGCGUUGGCACCAAUAGUAACACUUCAUCAUUUUGAACAAUAAGCGAUUGUGCACUGUCUUUCAUGUAUCCCCCAAUUCAGAAGAUAACGAAGUAUAGAUAUUUAGGGAGGAGGGAUUCCUCUGCAACCUUCCUGAAACGAGGGAAUUUGGAAUUUGUAGUUACUAGUCUAAGAGUUAUGAAUCGCUUUCAAUUUAACGUGUAACGGUUCACAGUAUGUCGUGUAUAUUUAUUUAAUGAUGUAUAUUCUUGCUUUUUGAGA
This is a messenger RNA of Rhopilema esculentum, 9105 nucleotides long. Its product is annotated as phospholipid-transporting ATPase IF. The record is from RefSeq and is a predicted model, not a curated record. NCBI's taxonomy places the organism in Eukaryota, Metazoa, Cnidaria, Scyphozoa, Rhizostomeae, Rhizostomatidae. Gene Ontology annotation, cellular component: plasma membrane; endoplasmic reticulum. Gene Ontology annotation, molecular function: ATPase-coupled intramembrane lipid carrier activity; magnesium ion binding; ATP hydrolysis activity. Gene Ontology annotation, biological process: phospholipid translocation.